AUGGCAGCAUUGAGCCCUGAGGUUUGGUUGAAUGAUCAGCUGAAACAACUGAAAUGCACCUGCCAGCUGCAAUUGGCAGAGCGCGUGGUGGCCUUAGUGGCGGCCACCGAAGGCUUCCGCUUUGCGAUGGAGCACAAGGUUCCGCCUCUCUUUCCUCAGAGCAAGUUUGUGCUAGUUCUGGGCUCUGACGGGCAGGUGCGAGUGUUGUGGAUCGCCUUUGUGACCCAUGAGCCGCAGCCGAACUUGACGUCCACGCCCUUCAUCCUGAAGGUCCUCUCGGAGGAUUUGAACAGCGAGAAGGCGGCGCAGGAGGCCGAGAAGCGUGGAGUGGCACUGGAGUAUGUGACCGUGAGCACCCAGGCGACGGAUCUGGAAGAGUACCUCAAGAAGGACCAAGCCGCUGCCUUAAGCCGUGGAGCGGUCGAAGAUUGCUGGGAUGAUGUGCUGGGAUUCCUGUGA
Molecule: messenger RNA, 459 nt
Organism: Durusdinium trenchii
Lineage: Eukaryota; Dinophyceae; Suessiales; Symbiodiniaceae
Source: the annotation of a GenBank genome assembly